Molecule: messenger RNA, 2237 nt
Organism: Salvelinus fontinalis (brook trout)
Lineage: Eukaryota; Metazoa; Chordata; Actinopteri; Salmoniformes; Salmonidae
Product: dystrophin-like
Exons: 10
Coding region: 264-1502 (412 amino acids)
Biological process (GO): synaptic signaling
Cellular component (GO): plasma membrane
Molecular function (GO): protein binding
Source: RefSeq, a predicted model, not a curated record
CUUCUCCAUCUCCCUCCCCCUCCCUCCCCCUCUUCUCCUCCUCCCCACCCCAGACCCAGCUGCUGCGUGGGGGCAGUCAGGAUGACCUGGAGCGGGGCCUGAGCCCCCUGGCCCCUGGGGCCACCCAGCUGGAAGACUACCAGAGCAUCCUGGAGGAGGUCCUGACCUGGCUGCUGUCUGCAGAGGAUGGCCUGCAGGCCCAGCCCCCCAUCUCCUCUCACGUAGAGGAGGUCAAGGAGCAGUUCCACACCCACGAGGGCUACAUGGUGGAGCUGACGUCCCACCAGGGCAGUGUGGGCAGGGUGCUGCGUGCGGGCAGUGCCCUGCUGGGUGAGGGCCAUUUAACGGAGGAGGAGGAGAAAGAGGUCAGGGAGCAGAUGAACCUCCUCAACUCCCGCUGGGAACACCUCAGAGUGGCUAGCAUGGAGAAACAGAGCAGACUCCACGAGGUGUUGAUGGACCUUCAGCACCAGCAGUUGAAGCAGCUCACUGAUUGGUUGGAGCUGACAGAAGGGCGGAUCAAGCGGAUGGGGGCUCAGCCUAUGGGGCCAGACCUGGAGGAUGUUAAACACCAAGUAGAGGAACACAAACUGUUACAGGAGGACCUAGAGUUGGAGCAGGUGCGUGUUAACUCUCUGACACACAUGGUGGUGGUGGUGGAUGAGAACAGUGGAGACAGCGCCACCGCUGCCCUGGAGGAGAAACUACAGCACCUGGGAGACCGGUGGGCAGCCAUCUGUAAGUGGACAGAGGAGCAUUGGGUUCUGCUACAGGAGAUCCUACUCCAGUGGCAACACUUCACUGAGGAACAGUGUUCGUUUGACUCAUGGUUGACUCAGAAGGAGAAGUUGGUUCUGUCCAUUCAGAGCAGUGGCAUCAAGGAGCAGAGUGACAUGGUGGCCAACCUGAGAAGACUAGCGACGGUGAAGGGAGACCUGGAGGUGAAGAGACCGACCAUGGACAAGCUGUGUUCUCUGUGCCAGGACCUGGUCUCCUCAGUGAAGAACAAAGAGGUGGCCCAUAAGCUGGAGGCCCGGCUGGAGAGCUUCGCCCAACGCUGGGACAAACUGGUGCAGAGCCUGGAAAGGAGCAGCUCACAGAUCUCGCUGGCUGUAACCACGGUGCAGACCGCGCAGACGAAGCUGACACACUCGGUGACGGCGAGCGUAUCCAAGGUGACGACGCGUGAGAAGGUGGUGGUGAAGAAUACUAAAGCAGCGCUGCCCUCUCCACCGCCCCAGAAGAAGAGACAGAUUGUUGUCGAAUCAGAGCUCAGGAAAAGGUUUGACAUGGACUUCACUGAGCUGCACAGUUUCAUCACGCGCUCCAAGGCCAUCCUACAGAGCCCAGAGUUCUCCAUGUCCAGGAAGGAGGGCAGCGUACAGGAGCUCCACGAUAAAGUCCUGGCGAUAGAGAGGGAGAGGCCAGAGAAGUUGCGGAAGCUUCAGGAAGCAACUCGUUCGGCACAGGCUUUGCUCGAUCAGCUGGCGAGCGGUAAAUGAAACACACCCAUGCCACACACACACACACACCCACCCACCGCCGGCUGUCCCCAUGGCAACUCUCCUCUACCUGUCGUCUGUCCCCUCGUCGUUGUUUCCAUAGAAACCGUUGUCUCUGCCCUUGUUAUGAGACUCCAUGGGCGAGGAGCCCUGCGUCUCAUGUCACCUCCUCUGCUCUCCUCUGUCCUUGUAUCAUUGUUAACAAGUCAUAAAGGACAAACAUUGUCUUCCUCCCAAAUGGCACUCUAUUCCACGUGUAGUGCACUACUUUUGACCAGAGCCCAUAGGAGACCUGGUCAAAUGUAGUGCACUUCAUAGGGAAUAGGGUGCCAUUUGGGACGCAGACACUGCAUAGCGACCGGGCCUACUGUCUCACCCUGCCUCCGAGUCAGAGGUUCUGAAUAGAAGAACACUUGAACCCAACCGGAACACCAAAGGUAUCGGUGCUGUGAACAGGGUUUUCACUUUGUCUUGUUGUUGCACUGAAACGCUGAAGGUAUGGAUUUGUAUUGAACAUUUCAUUUCAAUCCUGUGUAAUGGUGGCGUUUACCUGACAACAGCGGGGUUUAAUAUGUGCUGUUGUCUUGUAAAGAGGGGCCGGUUAUACAAGGAUUGAUUUCAUAUGAUUGUCUGUGAAAGCUGUGUAGUACUGGGUACUUCAGUCUUCUCUCUGUUGAUUACACUGUGUUAUUACAAAUGAAUGAACAGACCCUUCAGGUUGAAUCGGCUCAGAUU